Ixodes scapularis (black-legged tick) is the source of this 1623-nucleotide messenger RNA. RefSeq names its product serine/threonine-protein phosphatase 2A regulatory subunit B'' subunit gamma. Bases 175 to 1464 code for a protein of 429 amino acids. Gene Ontology annotation, biological process: B cell homeostasis; positive regulation of B cell differentiation; T cell homeostasis. The transcript has a single exon. The record is from RefSeq and is a predicted model, not a curated record. Lineage: Eukaryota; Metazoa; Arthropoda; Arachnida; Ixodida; Ixodidae. Gene Ontology annotation, cellular component: spindle; centrosome.
CGGAUUACAAUCAACCACUAUCUGCGAAUCGGCAGCCUAUCUACUACCUCUACUACCUUUCUACUGUUUGUUUACCUCUGCACACAGUUUGAAAAGCGACCUGAGGCCUUGCGGGUCUCCAUGUGAUUAAAAACCCAAGGUAAGCCAUUUCCACUUAGAAUCGCUUAGCUAAGUAUGAGUCUCGCCGAUGCGCUGCGAAAAGCCGCUCGUACAGCGGCCGACGGAGACAGCGGCAAGACGGACACGGAGCUGUUUGCCGAACUCUACGCCAGCCGAAGCAAGCAUUCGGAAGCAAACGCGAUCCCACGGUUCCACUACAAACUGCCGUCGGACGACAACGUACUCUCCCAAAAACUCCGCGAGGAGUCUCGGGCCCGUUUCCUGGAAAGACGCAGCGUUGAGCUCCUCGAUCACGACGAACUCAAGACCCUCCUGAGCGAGCUGGAAAACAGCCCUUCUCCACCUCUUCACGAGGAGUCCAUGAUCAACUAUGGCGAUUUCAAGAAAGUCGAAAGCCGUUGCGGCGAGAAGUACCGCUCUUUCUUCUCAGCCAAGGUGUUCUCGAAGCUCUUGCAGAACGACCCUUACGGGCGGAUCUCCGUGCUGGACUUGUUCAACUACGUGAUGAAAAAGGUCUGGCUCCGGCAGACCCGCAUCGGACUGUCCCUCUACGACGUCUCGGGUCAGGGCUACCUCCGCGAGCACGACCUCGAGACCUACAUCAAGGAACUCAUCCCCCAGCUGCCACAGAUCGACGGCAUCGAGCGGUCCUUCCACUCGUUCUACGUCUGCACCGCGUUGCGCAAGUUCUGUUUCUUCCUAGACCCGCUUCGAACGGGAAGAAUCAAGAUACAGGACAUCCUGUGCUGCCCUUUCCUCGAUGACUUCACGGAGCUGCGCGACGACAAGCUCACCAAGACGGAUCUGGAGAACAACUGGUUCUCCGCGCCGUCUGCUCUCAAGGUCUACGGAGACUAUCUCAACCUAGACCGCACCAGGACCGGGAUGCUGAGCAAGUCCGAACUGGCACGCUACGGCAAGGGCUCCUUAACGGGGGCCUUUGUUGACAGGGUCUUCCAGGAGUGCCAGACGUACGACGGGGACAUAGACUACAAGACUUACCUGGAGCUCGUGCUUGCUCUGGAGAACCGUAAGGAACCGCAGGCCCUGCAGUUCUUCUUCCGGAUCCUGGACGUGAAAGGAUGUGGCUACCUGGACGUCUUUUCGCUCAAUUACUUCUUCCGCGACAUCCAGGAGCAGAUGAGGCUUCAUGACCAGGAACCGGUGGGAUUCGAGGACGUGAAGGAUGAGAUCUUUGACAUGGUGAAGCCCGAGGAUCCAACCAGGAUCACACUGCGUGAUUUGAUUCGUUGUGGGAAGGGGGGCACGGUGGUGAGCAUCCUGAUAGACUUCAACGAGUUUUGGGCUUACGACAACCGAGAGACGCUGGCGGCAGAGGUGUAACUGCGCAGUGUGUGAAAAGUCUUUGGUGCAUGAUGAACUGGUGACUUUUCUUUGUACAUACAUGGCAACUUCUUGGGAAGCCUUCUUUUGUAUUUUCAUCAAAGACAUUUGGGGUGCCUCUAUAACCCUAGCAUCAAAUUAAAUAAAAAAAAAAACUUG